This is a messenger RNA of Anoplophora glabripennis (Asian longhorned beetle), 954 nucleotides long. RefSeq names its product Down syndrome cell adhesion molecule-like. Gene Ontology annotation, biological process: synapse organization. Lineage: Eukaryota; Metazoa; Arthropoda; Insecta; Coleoptera; Cerambycidae. Gene Ontology annotation, cellular component: neuron projection membrane. The transcript has 5 exons. The record is from RefSeq and is a predicted model, not a curated record. Bases 37 to 954 code for a protein of 305 amino acids.
CUAUAUACCGUUAGUGUUUAUUAAUAUCGAAUUAAAAUGGCAGUGACUGUGCUUCCACUAAAUUGCAUGACAGUCUGUGUGAUGGUGCUGUUUUUAAUAGACUCUAUUAGUUUGGUGACUUCUGAAGGAACGCCGACAGACAUAUCCAUGUACCCAGAAAUUAUCCGGAGCAGGAGGAGUUACGAAGUCCGCAGGAAGGACCAUUCAACCGGCAACUCCUUAAAAACCCCGGGACACAGUACGGCGUUCCUCACUGAAAAUUCAACAGUGGUGGUUGCUCAAAUAGGCGGAACGGCAAAAUUGCCUUGCGUUGUUCGAAAAUUCAGUAACGGAGUGGUAUCCUGGAUCCGCAAGAAGGACUCUCCGCCAACAAUCCUCACAGUUGGCGUGGGGACCUACAUAGCCGACGACCGUUUCCUGGUGGAACACGCUAGACACCUCCAGAACUGGGGACUAGUGAUAAAACACGUUCGCCCUUCUGAUGCCGGACUCUACGAAUGUCAGGUGUCAUCUCAUCCCACCACCAGUAUAUUUAUAGAACUGAGAGUGACAGAGGCAUCUGCCGAAAUCAUGGGCUCCCCGGACCUUCACGUGCGCGCCGGCUCCCUCCUGCGCCUGGUUUGCACCCUGCGGCACUCCACGGAGCCGCCCGAGUACGUGUUCUGGUACCACGAACAAAGAAUGAUAAAUCACGACCCCGGAGUGUCGGUAACCGCGGAUCGUGCCUCCAGCGUCCUGCAGCUUGAGGAGGCGGACACGAGCCACAACGGCAACUACACUUGUUACCCGUCGAACGCCAUCCCGGCUUACAUCAACGUUCAUGUGCUCAAUGCCACCGAAGAGGAAAAUCCAGCGGCCAUGUUACAUGCCAACAGCAGCGAUGUUUCCACAGCACUCUUUAUAAGUAUUCUCCUAGCUUUAUUUGCGAACAUUUUAAUGACUUUAGAUAGAUGA